GGUAAUCGCAAAACUGAAGACAAAAACUUCUUCUUCGAUGGACAUAAGGAAGCGGAAGUUCGCCGGCGGCGAUGGAGACGGUGGCGCGUCAGUUAACGACGUCGGUGAUCCCGAUUCCUGUAGUGGUGUUUCUAGAUCUCCGAGUAGGAUAUUUUUGUUGUGCCUCGCGUUUCGUGUGGUAAAUGCUCUGUUGAUUAAGACUUAUUUCAACCCUGAUGAACAUUGGCAAUCACUUGAAGUAGCUCACCGCACCGUCUUUGGGUAUGGUUAUAUGACAUGGGAGUGGAAGAGAGGAAUACGAAGCUAUUUGCAUCCUAUGGUAUUCGCAUUCUUGUAUAAACUUCUUCAAGUUACGGGUCUUGAUACUCCCUACAUUAUGAGGAAGGCUCCACGUCUCAUGCAAUCCGUAUUCUCAGCUAUUGGUGAUCUCUAUUUGUAUAAACUCUCAGAUGCUCUAUAUGGAGAAAAUGCUGCAAGUUGGUCUCUCUUUUGUCAAAUGGCAAACUGGUUCGUCUUCUUCUGUUUGAACCGUACCUUUUCAAACUGUUUGGAGACUGUUCUUACCAUCAUGGGGCUGUACUACUGGCCUUGUAUUAGAAACCAUUCAACAGACUAUCCCGUUAAUCGGAAGUGGGGUUUGGUCAUAGCAGCCCUAGCAUGUGCCAUAAGGCCAACAAGUGCAAUCAUAUGGUUAUACGUUGGGAUGCUCGAGCUAUUUCUGACUCCUAAUAAGGUCAAAUUCAUCAUUCUAGAGGUGAUCCCGAUUGGAUCUUUGGUCCUCGGUUUCACCUGUUUGCUGGACCGUCUGAUGUACGGCUCAUGGGUUAUUGUGCCUCUCAAUUUUCUGAAGUUUAAUUUCCUUUCAUCUGGUGGAGACUAUUACGGAACUCACCCAUGGCACUGGUACUUCAGCCAGGGAUUUCUUGUCAUGCUUUUCACUUUUACACCAUUUUCCAUUACUGGAAUGAUCAAGUCUAAAAAUCAGAAGCUUUCAGCUCUUAUUCUAUGGGUCUUAGCAUUAUACAGCGUACUCGGCCACAAGGAAUUCAGGUUUGUCCUGCCUGUGCUACCCAUAGCUUUGAUAUUCUCUGGGUAUGCGUUUGCUCAAAUGGAAGUAUCUGGUUCAUCAUCAUCAUCACCAGUCACUAAAAAGAAGCAAGUCCCUCGACAGAACCAUACCAUCAAGUGGUCUCCUAAAUUAAGACUUUCAGUCUUUUUUUUGCUUGCUACCAAUAUCCCAAUGGCACUAUACAUGAGUUUAUUCCAUCAGAGAGGAACCGAGGAUGCGAUGAACUACUUAUCGGAUGAAGCAUACAAAGGGAGAGUAAAGAGCAUCCUCUUUCUCAUGCCGUGCCAUUCUACUCCCUAUUAUUCCACUCUCCAUCACAACAUUCCAAUGCAAUUUCUCGACUGCACCCCAAGUGAAGAGAAGGGAGAACUUGAUGAGUCAGACCGGUUCUUAGUGAACCCGUUAGGUUUUGCAUCAGAGUUAGCUAGAAACUGGUCAGAGCCGCCUAGUCACAUUGUAUUGUUUGCAUCAGAAGAAACAAAACUCAGAGAUUUCAUGAUACAACAUUCCUAUAAAAAGGUGAAGAGGUUUUUCCACGCGCAUUUCAAGGUUGAUCGAGAUCUUCAAUCCUCAGUGGUCGUCUAUGUUGUAAACCACACAUAGUUAUCCCUAAGAGUAGCAGCCUUACAGGUUCUUAUAAUCAUUAGCCUCAUCAGGCAGGCUAUAGAAUCUAUCUGAACUCCUCUGUCUCAAAAUCAAACACACGGUUGUCCAUUAAGAGUCUAAUCUCGGUUAUCUUAUACCGUUUUUAACUCCAAUCUGUUCCGGUUAAAUUGUUCAACCGGGAAACAUUGAGUACACAGAUUAGAGCAUUUGUUUAAUUUGUGACUAGUUAAUUUCUAUGAUGACAAAGAUUCUUAAUCA
Molecule: messenger RNA, 1933 nt
Organism: Camelina sativa (false flax)
Lineage: Eukaryota; Viridiplantae; Streptophyta; Magnoliopsida; Brassicales; Brassicaceae
Product: mannosyltransferase APTG1
Biological process (GO): GPI anchor biosynthetic process
Cellular component (GO): endoplasmic reticulum membrane
Molecular function (GO): alpha-1,2-mannosyltransferase activity
Source: RefSeq, a predicted model, not a curated record